This is a messenger RNA of Drosophila ananassae, 2156 nucleotides long. RefSeq lists its product as uncharacterized. The record is from RefSeq and is a predicted model, not a curated record. NCBI's taxonomy places the organism in Eukaryota, Metazoa, Arthropoda, Insecta, Diptera, Drosophilidae. The transcript has 4 exons. Bases 460 to 1878 code for a protein of 472 amino acids.
GCUGGUGGACGGCGUUUAACGUUUGGCGUUUGGCGGUUUGGCGCUCAGUUUGUCAUUUGCACGCGCUGACACCGGUUGACCGACCACCAAAAACAACAAACCCAACAAAAAAUAAAAUAAACUAAAGUAAAAAACCAACAAAACCAAAAAAAAUAAAUAAAAUACGUGGAACAAGUAGAACCGCUGACCGAUGAUCGCGUGUAUUUUACUUAAAAUUUGAGACGCUAGUCGCUUACUAUUUACUCUGAUAAGAAACACCUUCAGAGAUAAGGCUGGAACGAAAUCGCUCUUAUCAGCUUUUCCAGAGCUUCCAGAGCACAGACAGAGCCAAAAGAGAACGAAAACAUGAACAAAGAGUGACGUCGGAUAGGGAGGAAGAAGCGGGCAAAGCAGAAGAACCAACACGACCGAUUAAUAUGAGUGAAUAAUUAGCCAGAGGCGGGCCUGUCUGUCGAGAUCAUGCGGAAUAUCAGAAAUCCCAAGGAUCCACCCAUGGACUACAAGUGGCUGACACUGGCACUCUUCCUUCUCCUGCUACCGGUGAUGGGGGCGGUGGCGGAGGAACUGGUCAAGGUCACAUGCACCGAAAACGAUACCACCUUUACCUGUGAUUGCAACAACAAUAACCAGCCCAUGGUCCUGCCAAAGUUACACGGAUCCUUCUACCAAGUAGAGGUACGCAACUGCCCCGACCUGGUCGUGGAGGCCAACUGCUUGUCAGACACCCAAGGACUAAGGAAGGUGACCUUUCGCAAAAUUGGACAGCUGGUGCUCAGGGAAUUCGCUCUGAGUGUGCCCCGGGAUGCCAGCAACAAGGCUCUGAUCGUCGACUUCGAACAGACGAACCUCAGGCUAAUCGAAUCGCACGCGAUCAAAGGCAACAUCGAGGAGAUCUCAUUCGUGGGCGGACGCAUCGACCAGAUGCUGCCCUUCGGAUUCACCACCACCAAAAAUAGUGCCAUACUGCUCAAGUUCGACGGAGUGACCAUCCAGCGGAUCGAAAGCCAGGCCUUCAAGAAGUUCUCCGUGGAGCAAAUGACGAUAACCAACUGCCAGUUCCUGGGGAACCUGCCCACUCGCGCCUUCUACGAACUGGAGGUGCUCCAUGAGCUGAGUGUUAAGGGGAAUCACUUCCAGGAGGUUCACUCCCAUGCCUUCUCCUUCAAACUUGUCUCUAAGUUGAGCCUGAGUGAGAAUCACUUUGCUGCCGUGGACGGGGAAUGGCUGGAGGCCCAGAUCCGGGACGCGGUGACACUCCGGGCCAACGACUUUGGGGCCACCAGUGAGAUAGCCUUCCGCAGCCUCACUGUCCACCGUUCCUACCAGCUCAGCGAACGGCUGGAGCUGCGCUUCCACAACAACACCAUCCGGAGCACCCGGCCUGGAGCCGAUCCCCUGGCCACGGAGGUAAAUGAUCGAGGAGUGGUGACCGUUCCCGGACAACCACUACGGUUCGAUGACCGCUUCGCUCUCAGUGUACGGGACUUGAGGUACGAGAAUACCUGGAGCUGUGACCAGCUGGACAGGAGCGUUGAACCGCCACUGCCACGUUCGGAGUUCUUCCGUCAGCACAGCGAUCAGCUGAUGUUCCAGUCCCUGGACAUCGGAGCAAGAGGAGUCAGCGGAGUUGGAGUGAUGCCACUCCGUACUUUGAUCCCGGAACAGUGCCGGGAACGCAGCUAUACGGCGUAUAUUGUGGCGGGAAGCGUACUCCUUGGCCUCCUGCUGAUCCUCCUCGUGCUGUUGCUUUGGUGGCGAGUCGUGCAGCGACGUAGACGUCGCAAGCUGGACGUGGUCCAGCCGGAGCCGAGGACCUACAAGGAGACCCAAAUCGUAUACCAAAUCGAAAACGCUGGCCUGCUCAAGACUGAUUUGUAGAAGCCAAGUUGGAAAGACAUAACCAUAAACGAAGCUACCAGAAGCUAAAGGAUCGGGUGACCCACCAGACCCGCCACCACCACCCAUACAGAACCACCUACGAUGAGUGACCUUUCGCUGUAACCAAAACCAUAGCCAACAAGCCUAGAUCUAGAGUAUAUAAUUAUGUAUUCCUAACUCGUAAUAUCCCUGUAUAUAGUCGCAAGUAGAGAUGUCUGAGGAGGUGUUUCCAAAGCACCGAAGAUAUAUUUAAAAAAUAAAUCAAUCGAAUGCCAAAA